UAUAUGAAUUUAAAGAAGAGUUUACUGAGAAAUAGCAAUAAAAACAUAAGUAAAGGAUCUUAAACAGGUUUUUGUGCAAAGAAAUAUUCCACGAAUCCAUUGAAACACAAAACCUCGACGCGAUCGAAUGUUCCAUCUCUUUCUUGCAUCGUGUGUCAUAUUUGAUAUUGGUCUCAUUGUCAACACUUGAUUUCUCAUUAUCACUGCGUAGUUUUUAAUAAAAGUGUUCGCGUUAAUGUGCAAAUAGUUGUAUUGUUGUAAUUUGAAGUAGCCUUCUGCGCCAGUGUGUGUAAAGGCUUGGUAAAGGCGCUUCUGAAAAGAUUUGAACUAAGUUCACGCGGUUAAUAUUAAUUUUAAUAAUUUGUUUUUCCCGUCUCGUCAAAGAAUCUGUGAUAUAAAAUGAAGGCAAUUAUUUUCGUCUUGACUGCAUUAGCCGCUUGUUCAGCAGUAUUCUGCACACAAUGCAACGUGAACCCGGUAAACAUCCCCAAGCAAUGGAUCACCAUGUCCCGCGGCUGCAGGGAGAGUGUUCGCAAGCAGGUGCAGACUGAGAUAGCUGCUUCCGUGCAGUAUCUGGCCAUGGGGGCACACUUCUCUAGAGACGCCAUAAACCGGCCAGGCUUCGCGAACCUGUUCUUCGAAGCCAGCAAGGAGGAACGCCAGCACGCCAUGAAGCUGAUCGAAUACCUGCUGAUGAGGGGAGAGCUGACCACCAACGUAUCCUCACUCAUCACAAUCAGGCCACCAGGACGCACGAGCUGGACUAGCGGGCAGGAGGCUCUCGAAGAUGCGCUGAAACUAGAGGCGUCCGUGACUCGCGACAUCAGAACCGUCAUCGUGAACUGCGAGAACGACCGCAACACGGAAAUCGGCAAGGACAGCAACGACUAUCAUCUUGUUGACUACUUGACUGGUGAAUUCCUUGAAGAGCAAUACAAGGGUCAACGCGACCUGGCAGGCAAGGCUACCACCCUCAAGAAAAUGAUGGACCGUCACUCCGCCCUCGGAGAGUUCAUCUUCGACAAGAAACUCCUUGGCAUCGACAUAUAAAUACAUGAUGUUGCCAGUUCCUUAAUAUUUCCUAGAUUUAGUAAUACUCAACUUAGAAGUCACGAUGUCAGAUGACUGACGGAACAAAAUUUCAAAUUACCAGUUUUUCGCCUAAUGUGAACCAUAAAUAAUAGAAUUUUCCAUAAACAUAGUAUUUUCAGCCAUUUUUUUAACUGAAGUCUGGUUCUUUUGCAUAUAAGGAUAUUAUAAUAAUUCAUAUAUUUUCAUAGUAUUUGCCUAAUAUCUAUUUUUUGGUUUAUUUGUAUAUAGAGUAGAGGUUUGAGUACAAAUUUAAUCUCCACUAUAUAAGAUUUUCUUUGUAAUUAAAGUAGUAAUUAUAUCCAAUAUAGCAUUUUCGUGUUGCCAUCUUAUAUGUCAAUUAAGUAAAAAUGAAUAAAUUAUAAUCCUGAAA
This is a messenger RNA of Leptidea sinapis, 1462 nucleotides long. It is a transcript of the gene Fer1HCH, whose product is annotated as ferritin subunit. The record is from RefSeq and is a predicted model, not a curated record. Gene Ontology annotation, cellular component: cytoplasm. NCBI's taxonomy places the organism in Eukaryota, Metazoa, Arthropoda, Insecta, Lepidoptera, Pieridae. The transcript is spliced from 5 exons. Gene Ontology annotation, biological process: intracellular iron ion homeostasis; iron ion transport. Bases 400 to 1050 code for a protein of 216 amino acids. Gene Ontology annotation, molecular function: ferrous iron binding; ferric iron binding.